AUGGAUAAAUCAUAUGAUGAUCUACUGGCCAUAUCGAGCCUUGUACUGACAUUAAACCAAAGAGUUAACGAAUCAGCCGAGUCUAUUUUUAAACUACAAGAGAUAUCGAAUGUGAUUGUUCCUCACAAUAGUACAACCGAUAAAACCACCACUGAUCAACCACAAGAUAAUUGUAGUUCUAAUAAUGAUAAUGAAGAUGAUGACGAAGAGGAAGAUGAGAGUUCAAUAAUACGAAAACUAGAAGAUGAAAGAAUUGCUCUUGUUAUGGAUAUCCAAAAACAAGAUUUUGUUGGUGAGAAACUAAGGGAAUUAAUUGAUCAAAAUCAAGAAAUGCUUGACUCUGUGAAAGAAUACCUCCAAGCAAGAGAAUCAAUACAAAUUGAAGAAGAUUUAUAUACCAAGAAUGAUAUUGAAAAAUUUGUUCAUGAUAUAAUACAACCAACACGGAUUCAACUAAGGGAAAAUAAUCAGAUUCUUCAUACAAAGAUAGAACGACUUGCUGAGAAACUAAUGGAAAUCGAACAAGAUAUACAAAGAGAACCAACACUUCUACAAUCAGAAAGUUAUCAAAAAGAAGUGAAAUAUUUAGUAAACGCAUUCAAACAAUUAGUUAAAAGAGAUUAA
Candida tropicalis MYA-3404 is the source of this 624-nucleotide messenger RNA. RefSeq lists its product as uncharacterized. NCBI's taxonomy places the organism in Eukaryota, Fungi, Ascomycota, Pichiomycetes, Serinales, Debaryomycetaceae. The record is from RefSeq and is a predicted model, not a curated record. The transcript has a single exon. The coding region runs from base 1 to 624 and encodes 207 amino acids.